CGUCCAUCUUCAUCCGCAAAUCCGACUUUCACCUCAGCAUGGUUAAAGCCUUGGAAACAAAAGCUUGCGAUGCUUGUGGGAAGGCAAAACGGAAAUGCGGAAAGCAGACGCCACGUUGUCUCAGGUGCAGGACACGAGGCAUCGAAUGCACGUAUCCUCCAGCGAGGCCGACUCGCUUCGUCCUUCUGGAAGAUGACAAUGAAACACCGGUAGUAGAGCCUGAAGCUCCUGUUGAAAAUGCUUUAGAAUUGCCUGUCAAUUCUUCGAUCCUUCAGACUCGCGGAACUGGCAAUAUCGAAGUAGAUCUUCCUGCAUCCGGUGAAGGCCUCAUAGAUGACCGCCUUGCCACAAGUUGGUUUGCUUCUCUAGAAACUUGGAAAGUUCGGUUUCCGCGGGAAAAUCAGUGUCUUUCGGUCAUCGCGGACUCGAAACGCUUUGUCACUGCUAUCCGUCGAUGGCUGAUGCAAUGGAUCGAGAAAGGAACAAAUCCCUUUAUCCACAAACGGCUAUAUCAGACUCGCUUUCCCCGGAGUAUUCAAGAUGCGUAUACAGCUCUAUCAUGCUAUCUUCACAAGACUACAUCCAACGAAGGGCUCGUACUUCAAAUUAUUGAAAAUCGAGCUACGCAGUUGGUAGCCGAGUCUCAAAUGGAUUCUGCGAAAUCUUCGAUAGACGAAAAUAGCAGCGGUUCAGCCCUUGAUACUCUUGCACACGUAGCUCGUGUCCAGGCGCUACUGAUCUAUCAGUUCAUCUGUCUCUACGAUGGAGACAUCCGACUACGCCACUUGGGAGAAUCGCAUAUUCCGGUACUGGACCGCUGGAUGCGCGACAUGCUUGACCAGUCCAGUCAUGCGCCAUGCUUAGGUGGCACCAUCAUCUCACAAACUUUAGAACAGACGAGAGUUAGACCUUCCUACGUCUCUCCAACAAAUGAGCUCAUCUGGUACUCCUGGGUCGUUGCAGAGAGCGUACGACGCACUUGGGUUGUGGGAUCUGGUAUACAAGUGGUGUUUCUCGCGCUUCAGCGAGGAGGAGCGCCUCCGUGUCAAGGUGGAGUGAUGUACACAACUCGACAUGGAGUCUGGGAAGCUCCUUCGGCCAUGGCUUGGGAAAAAUUAUGCUCGGAGGUACAUGUUGGAUUGAUGCAGAUGGCGGAUGCGGAGAGGUUGUUUACGGAUGUUUCACCAGAAGAGGUCAACGAGUUCACCAAAGUGGUACUUGAUGUUACUUUUGGUAGAGAGAGAAUGGAGAGGUGGGGAGUGCACGUAGAGGAUUGACAACAUCGAAUGAACUUCUGCUCCUCGCAUUCCAGCUGUUUUUGUGCCAGAGUUGGAAGAAUGGAGGAACGGGAACCCGCGUUUGGGCACCGUAAUUUUAUUGAGCUGAUACGAAGUAUCUCGAAACUUGAAGCCAAAGAAUGUUCUUCAAGACCGUGAAUUGCGAGUAACAAAUCCACUUGACGGGUGGCGUUGUGUGCCAAGCUUUCACUUUGUCUUUUGAAUCAGGAACGAUUCUUCAAGUCUCCGUUCGAAAAGUCUGAACCUUAAGUAAUCCCCCGUGUCAAUUGACCUGUCUUGUUCAAGGAGCAUUGCAAGCCCAUAAUCAAGCAUUGGCGGCCAUCUGUAUACCCUCCAGCCUCGAGCGCUU
Mollisia scopiformis is the source of this 1647-nucleotide messenger RNA. RefSeq lists its product as uncharacterized. Gene Ontology annotation, molecular function: DNA-binding transcription factor activity, RNA polymerase II-specific; zinc ion binding. The record is from RefSeq and is a predicted model, not a curated record. Lineage: Eukaryota; Fungi; Ascomycota; Leotiomycetes; Helotiales; Mollisiaceae. The transcript has 3 exons. The coding region runs from base 39 to 1277 and encodes 412 amino acids. Gene Ontology annotation, biological process: regulation of DNA-templated transcription.